AUGAGGUUGUGGAGAGGGGUGUUCUCUUGUACUUACUCAGUGGUGCCUCAGCCAUUCUGUUCGUUGUGUGUUGGAGAAGGAGGAUCUGAUGAAGGCAAGAGUGCACUGCUGGUGUCAUUGUCACGGCCGCUGUCAGCCAGGCUGCUCUUGGUUCUUCAGCUUUCCGUUUCCUUGGGUCCAUCACUGCUUCUAGACCUCGCUGUGAGCAGUACUAACCCUGGCCGACCUCCUCAAGGCUGGCCAGGUUCCAGCCUUUCGUAUAGCCCAGGUGCUCCACCUUCCGUGCCAUCUGGACUCCCACCAAGUGCAACACCCUCCACUGUGCCUUCUGGACCAGCACCAACAGGAAUGUGUCCCUCCGUGCCUCCCACUGGACCACCUCCAGGACCCCCAGCACACUUUCCUCCUUCUAGACCAUCAUGCCCCACACCUGGUGGUCCUCAUCCAGCUCCAGCGGUGCCAGGUCCUGGCCCCACCGGGCCAUGUCCUACAUCAAAUAUGCCCUUUCCAGAGCUUCCACAGCCAUAUGGUGCACCCACUGACCCAGCUGCAGCUGGUCUGUUAGGUCCGUGGGGAUCCAUGUCUUCUGGACCUUGGGCACCAGGAAUGGGAAGGCAUCAUCCUACCCCUCAUGCACCACAUCUGUCUCCAGGGCCAUACCCUGCACCUCCUUCUCCCCAAGCACUACAGCAGCACCACUGGUCCCAUAGGGUCACCGUUCCACCAGGAGCCCCGGGACCACCAGCACCAUACCCUGCACCUGCAGGAUUCUAUCCCACACCAGGCCUCUGUCCCACUGCCAAUAAUGCUUUUCAAGUGCCUUUGGGACCUACUGGUGCUCCACCAGUGUCUGGUGGUCCCCAUUCUUACCUUUAAGUUAAUGGAUGAAGAGAUGACGCUUUGCUUUUUGAAGUGCGCACAUAAACACAUAAAUAAAAAUUGCUGGUUUCACUGUUACAGGGCAUUCAUGAACAACUCUUACAUCUCUCAGGAGAUAAUCUGUCUCCUGUGGUUGGAUUAUAAUGUACCAAAUACAAUCAGAUAAAAAUUUAAAAGUAAGUCAUUAAAAUGUGAUUUUUAUUCAGUUUUUAUGGAAAGUUAAAGUGUAUCGAAUA
This is a messenger RNA of Artibeus jamaicensis (Jamaican fruit-eating bat), 1115 nucleotides long. RefSeq names its product MAPK-interacting and spindle-stabilizing protein-like. The record is from RefSeq and is a predicted model, not a curated record. NCBI's taxonomy places the organism in Eukaryota, Metazoa, Chordata, Mammalia, Chiroptera, Phyllostomidae.